AUGGCUCUAGAUAGAGCAGCGACAACUGCGGGUGGUCAGGCAGAUUUCCCCACUGAUCCAAAUGAGUUCCAGCUGGACGACCGUAUAUCGUGGUCCAAGCUAGACGGCAAGUGGCUCCUCGAAACAGAACAGGGCACUGAGUUUGAGUGGGAUACAGCAUUGCGACGAUGGGUGCCAAUGCUGGAUGAAGCAGACCUAGAGCAACAGCAACAGAUCUACAAGGUCGAAGGUGUUGAAGACAACGACGAUACUGCAAACCUGAAGAAGAAGCGCAAGAAGAAAGCUGAGGAUUCCGAACAGCAGCCGAAGAAACAAAGAGUCAAUACUGCCGUGUAUGCGACUUCCCUUCCACUUGAUGCGAACGAAGAUGAAGUCAAACAAGUCUUCUCACGAUGUGGCAUGAUUGCCGAGGAAAUCGAUUCUGGCCGAUCACGUAUCAAGAUGUACGAAGACAAUCAAGGCAAUUUCAAGGGCGAGGUGCUGGUGGUGUAUUUCAGAGCUGAAUCAGUCAACCUGGCCGUGCAAAUGCUCGACGAUUCCGAUUUUAGGCCAGGCGAACGCGGGCCAGAUGGCAAGAUGAAGGUUCAGGUCGCAGAUUACUCCUACAAGAAACAUUCAGAAGCUCCCGAGAAGACCAAGACGAAUAAUCGCGACAAGCAGAAGAUCAUCAAGAAAACGGAAAAGAUGAACCGAAAACUUGCCGACUGGGACGACGACGAUCCGCAGGCUAUGCAGGAAACUGGUUCGAGAUGGGACAAAGUCGUCAUCCUCAAGCACAUGUUUACUCUAGAUGAGCUCGAAGAGGAUCCAGCAGCCAUGCUUGAAAUCAAAGAGGAUAUUCGGGAAGAAUGUGAAAAGCUUGGUCAAGUGACGAACGUGCAGCUUUUCGAUAAAGAGCCUGAUGGUGUGGCCAGUGUCAGGUUUGCAAAUGCUACAGCUGCCGAAGCGUGUGUGAGAUUGAUGAACGGAAGAUUCUUCGAUAAGAGGCAGCUACAAGCUCAUAUUGCGACUGGUAAUGAGAAAUUCAAAAAGUCCAAUACCAAGCAUGCCGAUUUGAACAGCGAAGACGAGGAAGAGGGUGGAAGACUUGACAAGUUUGGAUCGUGGUUGGAAGGGCAGAAGAAGGAGAAAGAGGAGGUCUCAACGCCACAAUUGGACGCUGGAGCAGCUUGA
Molecule: messenger RNA, 1173 nt
Organism: Lithohypha guttulata
Lineage: Eukaryota; Fungi; Ascomycota; Eurotiomycetes; Chaetothyriales; Trichomeriaceae
Exons: 3
Coding region: 1-1173 (390 amino acids)
Biological process (GO): mRNA splicing, via spliceosome
Cellular component (GO): U2 snRNP; U2-type spliceosomal complex
Molecular function (GO): RNA binding
Source: RefSeq, a predicted model, not a curated record